AUGAAGCUUCGAUUAUACGGCCCGACGACGCGCUCGCAUCGCAUCGCUGCGAGCGCGCGGUUCUCUGGCGUCGCCGAUGACGCGCUGGAGAGCGCGGAGUGCGUCAUGGGGACGACGAACAAGACGGCGGAGUACCUGAAGGAGAAGAAUCCAUUCGGUAAAGUGCCGUGCGUGGAAAACGUCGAGCGUGGGAGCUCGGCGUUCGAGAGCAACGCGAUCGCGAGGUACCUGGCGACGAUCGGGGAGACGGGUUCGAGCAUUUAUCCCGACGACGCGUGGACGCGAGCGAGGAUCGAUGGAUGGAUGGAUUCGUUCAACGUCGUGGACGUGUGCGGACCGUGCUGGUUGUAUCCAAUUACCGGCACGGGUAAGGCUCGAGGAAUCGUAUACGACGAGAAGAAGGAGGCUGAAGCGAAGAAGGUGGUGACCGAUUUCAUGUCUGCGGUCAACGUGUACCUGGAGGCGCAUGAAGCUGUGUUUUUAGUCGAUAACAAAAUCUCACUUGCAGACAUCGUCGGCGCGAGCGGCUUGAGCAACGUGUACAGCUACCUCGUGCCGAGAACCGAGUGGGAGGCCAAGUACCCAAAACUUUUGCAGUGGAUCGAGACCAUUUACGCCACGCAAGAGUGGUUGGAGUCCGUGGGCACGAUGCCGGUUUGUGAAGAGGCGGUGACGUACGACCCGAGCGGUGACAAGGUGCUUCCGCGUCCGGUGAAGUAUGUCGAAGAAUGGCCAUCCAAGCGCGUUCGCGAUACCUUCAUCAACUACUUCAUCGAGAAGCAAAAUCACACGCCCUGGCCGUCGUCUCCGGCGGUACCCGUCGAUGACCCCACGUUGCUCUUUGCUAACGCCGGAAUGAACCAGUACAAGCCCAUCUUCUUGGGCAAGGCUGAUCCGAAGACGGCGCUCGCCAAGCUUUCGAGAGCAACCAACACACAAAAGUGCAUCCGCGCCGGCGGUAAGCACAACGAUUUGGACGAUGUUGGUAAGGACACGUAUCACCACACAUUCUUUGAGAUGCUUGGAAACUGGUCUUUCGGUGACUACUUCAAGGAGGAGGCCAUUGGGUGGGCGUGGGAGCUCCUCACGAAGGUGUACUGCCUUCCGGAGGAUCGAUUGUACGCCACGUACUUCGGCGGUGACGAGUCGCAAGGCUUGGAACCAGACUUGGAGGCUAAGGCGAUCUGGCUCAAGUACCUUCCGGAAUCUCGCGUCAUGCCGUUCGGUUGCGCGGACAACUUCUGGGAGAUGGGUGACGUCGGUCCCUGCGGUCCCUGCACUGAGAUUCACUACGAUCGCAUCGGCGGACGCGACGCGUCUUCUUUGGUGAACAUGGAUGAUCCCAAUUGCCUCGAAAUCUGGAACGUUGUGUUUAUUCAGUACAACCGUGAAGAAGGCGGUAUGCUCAAGCCGCUUCCGGCGAAGCACGUCGACACCGGUAUGGGCUUUGAGCGUCUGACGUCCAUCUUGCAAAACAAGCCGAGCAACUACGAUACCGACGUUUUCAUGCCGAUUUUCAAGGAAAUUCAGCGAAUCACCGGUGCUUCGCCGUACACUGGUCUGUUGGGUAAGUCCGAUGUGGGAGAAAAGGACAUGGCCUACCGUGUCGUUGCGGAUCACAUUCGAACUCUGUGUAUCGCCAUUGCCGACGGUGCCGCUCCGGGUUCCGACGGCCGCAACUAUGUGUUGCGCCGUGUGCUUCGCCGAGCGGUCCGCUUCGGACGUGAGAAGCUCGGUGCGAAGCAGGGCUUCUUUGCGCAGCUUGUUCCAAUCGUCGUCAAGCAGCUCGGAUACGUUUUCCCAGAGCUCAUCGAGAAAAAGAAGCACAUCGUGGAAAUCAUCGCCGAAGAGGAGACGUCUUUCGGUCGCACUCUCGAAAAGGGCAUCGCUCAGUUCAAGAAGGUCCUCGAUGCGGCCACGAAGGAGGGCCGCACCGUCAUCUCUGGCCCCGAGGCAUUCCUUUUGUGGGAGUCAUACGGUUUCCCGAACGACCUCGUCGAGCUCAUGGCUGAAGAAGUCGGCUUCACGCUCGACAACGAAGGUUUCGCCAAGGCGUUCGCCGAAGCUCAAGAAAAGUCUCGCGCAGGUGGUAAGAAGUCAGGAGGUGUGCAGCUCUUGUUUGAAGCAGAAGCGACUGCUUGGUUGCAGAACAAUGACGUGAGUACGACGAAUGAUUCUGAGAAGUACGCUGUAGGCCGACCGUCGCACACCUCUACCGUGGCCGCCAUCCUGACCCCGAGUGGUUUUGUCAAGUCAACCGCCGAUGCCGAGGGUCCGUACGGUUUUGUCUUGAACUCCACUACUUUCUACGCUGAAUCUGGUGGACAAGUUGCCGACACUGGUGCAAUUUCGACGCCAAACGGAUCAGUUUCCGUGGAGGACGUGAAGGUCGCCGCGGGUUUCGUGCUGCACACCGGUGAAGUGUCCGGGACGGUGAGCGUCGGCGAAGCGGCGACGUGUGCGGUGGACUACGAGCGUCGGGAGAACAUCAUGCCUAACCAUACGAUGACGCACGUCUUGAACUACGCUCUGCGCAAGGUCGCCGGAGACGGCGUCGAUCAAAAAGGCUCGUUGGUGGACGAAGAGAAGCUACGCUUCGACUUCUCUCUCAACAAAGGGUUGACGACGAAGCAGAUUGCGGACAUUGAAGCAGUGGUGAAUGAGCAGAUCAACGCCAAGCUCUCGGUUGACAAACGUGAGGUCGCGCUGGCCAAAGCAAUGACAAUCAACGGACUGCGGGCCGUGUUCGGUGAAGUGUAUCCAGAUCCCGUGCGCGUUGUGUCCGUUGGCCCGAGCAUCGAUGAGUUGCUCGCGGACCCAAUCAACGAGAAGUGGGUCAACUACUCCAUCGAGUUCUGCGGAGGCACGCACUUACAGACAACGGACUUUGCCGAACAGUUCGUUGUUCUUGAGGAAACCGGUAUUUCGAAGGGUAUUCGGCGCAUCACCGCCGCAACGCGAGGUACAGCUAAGAAGGCGAUCGCUCGCGCCAACGAGUUGAUGGCCACUGUCAAGGCGUGCGAUGCGUUGAGCGGGGAAGCUCUCAACACUGAAUUGAACGUUCUCAAGGUUGCCAUCGACACUGGGUCGAUGCCAACGGUCGCGCGCGAGCAAAUCCGCGAGGAGCUCAAUAGACAAAUCAAACGUCUUUUGGAGGCGGCCAAGGAAGCUGCCGCGGCGGCUAAGGCACAAGCCCUGGUGGACGUCCAAGAGAAGACUGCGGCGACCAAGACGGCGGGCGCGAAGUACUUCGUCGCCUCUUUGGCGGACGAGACGGACGCUGGCGCGAUGAGGGAGGCUGCGACGAUCGCAUUCAAGGAGGGUGUGGCGUGUACGCUCUUCUCAAAGGUCAAGGGCAAGGAGUUUGUGUACGUUAGCGUCCCACCGGAUGUGAGCAUUGAUGUCAAGGGAUGGCUCGCGGCGUCGUGCGCUCCGCUCGGAGGCAAGGGAGGCGGUGGUAAGAACGGCGUGGCGCAAGGACAAGGACCGAACGUCGAGGCCGUCGGGGACGCCAUCGCUGCCGCGGAAGCGUUCGCUAAGCUCGCCAUCUAA
Molecule: messenger RNA, 3552 nt
Organism: Ostreococcus tauri
Lineage: Eukaryota; Viridiplantae; Chlorophyta; Mamiellophyceae; Mamiellales; Bathycoccaceae
Product: Thioredoxin-like fold
Exons: 1
Coding region: 1-3552 (1183 amino acids)
Biological process (GO): alanyl-tRNA aminoacylation; tRNA modification
Cellular component (GO): mitochondrion; cytoplasm; chloroplast
Molecular function (GO): amino acid binding; ATP binding; alanine-tRNA ligase activity
Source: RefSeq, a predicted model, not a curated record